GAGAAGAAUUGACAUAUCAAACUGAUUUUGCUAUUAACGAUUUGACUAAUACCUUCUCUGACCUCAAGAUCUGUCGAGUUAGUCUGGGUGGCCAAGAUGAAAAAGACCCUAAAAGAAUUCAUAAAUUGGAAGCUACUAUAAGCGAGCUUACUAGAACAAUCAAGGAUAUAAACAAUAAUAAUACUCAAUUUAACUGA
Molecule: messenger RNA, 197 nt
Organism: Racocetra persica
Lineage: Eukaryota; Fungi; Glomeromycota; Glomeromycetes; Diversisporales; Gigasporaceae
Source: the annotation of a GenBank genome assembly